GGAGUUAUUAGCGCCGCUCUUCUCCUCCACGUCGUCGUCGUCUUCUUCUGCUUCUUCUCAACAACCUUCAUCUUCUUCGUCUCUGAAAAUUCUCCCCCCCCUCUCUCUGUCUCUUUCUUUCGGUUUUUCUCUUCGCACCUUUUCUCUUUAGAUCUGCUCAGUUCCUGAGCUUUUUCUAAGUUGUUGUUUCGGAAUCGACAUGGUGGUGAAUGAAAGGCCGUCGAAGAGGAUGAAGAGGAGAGUAUCAGCCGAUCUUUACGAUUUUCUCACUUUUCCGGCCGCCGGUGACCGCUGCUGCGACGAUGUAGUCGGCGGCGGUCAGCCGUUUCGGAAAGCCGUUCAGCGGUUUCUUACUAAUUAUGCGAUGGUCACGUAUCCCCCGUCGUUGUUUUCGUCGUUGAUGACGUGGCAGAUUUUGUUUCGGAUCGGAGGACUCGUCGAUGGGUCCGAUCUGUCGCCGGCGAUUGUCACCCUUGACAUUGUGGAGGAAGACGUAACUCGAUCUCGAUCCUCAGUCUACUGUGAUCAGUGCCGAGUUGUUGGAUGGAGCGGCCAUCCGGUAUGCCGAAAGCGAUAUCACGUCAUUAUCCGAGCAUCAAGUAAUCGCAUGGAUGCAUAUGAAAGACCUUGUUCGUUAUGUGGGAAAUCUACCCAACUUUCGGAACCAAGGUGUAAAUGGUGCGACACUGUCAUCACUGUUGAUGAUCUUGAGGAUUGGGUGUAUAGUCAAAUUGAAGAUAACACUCAUGUUCUGCACGGGAUUGUCCAUUCCAAUGGUUAUGGCCAUUUGAUGACUCUUAAUGGAAGAGAGGGUGGUUCAAGCCUUCUCUCUGGUUCUGACAUAAUGGGUUUCUGGGACAGGCUUUGUGUUGCACUUGCUGUUAGGAAGGUUAGUGUGAUGGAUUUGUCGAAGAAGUUUGGGAUGGAAUACCGAUUGCUUCAUGCAAUCACCAAUGGCUGUUCUUGGUAUGGGAAUUGGGGUUAUGAAUUUGGGACUGGUAGCUAUGCUCUCACUCAAGACUCGUACCAAAAAGCAGUGAAUACCCUGUCAAGCAUGCCCCUAUCGGAUUUAUUAUUCCAGGAUCGUGGUCCCCGAAGCCGCCUGCAGUGUGUUAUUUCUCUUUACCAGUCUUUGGCGGAUACUGAACUGUUAACUAUCAAAGAUCUAUUCUCCUUUUUGGCGAGCUUAAUUCGUGAGUUCCACAAGCCUUUGACCACAAGAACAUCGGAUGCUGAAACUUGCAAUGUGUUGUGUGCCUGGACAAGCAAUGAUGUUGAAGCUGUGCAACAGGCUUUGAUCAAGGUACUGCUUGCAUCGGCUACCUCUAGUGGGGCCAAAUGGGUUACAAGACGAGCUCUCAAGGGUGCAUUAAGUAGGGGUGUUGCAUCUCCAGAGCUUCUAGAUUACAGUCUGAAACAUCUAGGGGGAAAGUUAGCUGCCUUCGGUAUGGUAGUUAAGUCAAGAUGCAAUCCCGCAUCUAGUGCUGUGGAGUUCAGGCUUGAACCCUUGAAUGUCAUGGAAAAUGAAGUUAAUGCAAAUUCAGGUUACCCAUCAAAAGAACAAGUGAUUGCCGAUUUGAAAUUCCUGUUUGAUUCCAUUAUUCAUCCUGAAAGGAUGGUGAGCUACAAACCUAAAAUUAUGAGGAAGCGGGUGGCUGAUUCGGCCAGGAAGCUCCUCGACUGCAAGCAGUUCAUGAAGGAUUACAAGCCUGAUAAGAUGGUCGGUGAACAAACGCCUCCUUGUAUUAGGCUGUGGUGUCAUGUGGAGCUUUCAGAUCAGCCAAAAGAUGAUCCAACCCCACCUCCAGAAUUAAUCUUGCUACACCUAAAUGCCACUGUAGCUGAUCUCAAGAAGGAGGCGACCGAUGCUUUUCAAGAAGUGUAUGCCAUGUACAAGAGGUUUCAAGCCGAGGAACUUCUGGAAUAUGGAUCUAUCAAGGACAAUCUCACUGUAAAGCUCCUGCUUGGAACUAGUGGGUCUGUCCGAAUUUUAGGUAAAUGCCCUGCAAAACAUGGGCUAAACCGAUUCCGAAUGGAGAGAGGAACAGAGACGUGGAAAGUUGAUUGCACAUGUGGGGCUAAGGACGAUGAUGGGGAGAAAAUGUUAGCAUGUGAUACUUGUGGUGUUUGGCAGCAUACCAGGUGUGCUGGAAUCGAUAGCUCUAUUGCUGUUCCUUCCAAAUUCGUAUGCAUGAGGUGCAUCAAAUCAUACCGCAAGGAAGCUAAGAAACUGCCAAACCUUGAUGAACCAAAAAACUUGACCGUUGACGGACCAAGAACAAGAAUCCACUCUGUUGAACCAAAAAAUUUGACCGUUAAUGGACCAAGAAUCUACCCUGUUGAUGAACCCAGAAUCCACCCUAUGGAUGGAGCGAAAAUCCACCAUGCGGACGAUGAAGCAAACGCAGCUUGUAAACUGAACAACUCUGUUGAUGAAGCAAGAACCCCCAGUAAAGCAAAAUCUUCAUGCAGGCGUGAAGUGGUGGCAACCGACAGUCCUGCAGUUGCUUGCAACCUGGCUCUGAAUUUUGGUGUGCGCUGAGUGUAUAGUAUGUUUGUAUCUGUAUAGUGUUAGGUUAGGUCUCUUUAAAUGUGUUGUCAUGUAUAUGGAGUUGUUACUUUGUUAUUAAGCCUCUGGCUUUAGCUUUAACUUGUGCCAGUCUAGGUGGACUUAAAAAAAAAAAAAUUGGAAGUAUAUGCUUAAGUUAACAUUAUGUAAUCCAUCAGCAGCCUUGUGAUGUUUUAAAUACAAAUACAAUGAUCUCUACUAA
Molecule: messenger RNA, 2771 nt
Organism: Prosopis cineraria
Lineage: Eukaryota; Viridiplantae; Streptophyta; Magnoliopsida; Fabales; Fabaceae
Product: PHD finger protein At1g33420
Exons: 5
Coding region: 200-2542 (780 amino acids)
Source: RefSeq, a predicted model, not a curated record